GCGCUGUCUACAAUCCAGUUAAUAUAUAGAAAUGCUGACAAUUCCCACGUAAGUUUCUUCUCUCUUUUACCGUCUUUCUGCCAAUUUAAGGUAAAUUCAUCUCUUUCACACAUCUGAUAUCAUUUUUGCCUACAAACGGAAACGGGAAUCGUUUUCACGCCGUGUAAGAUUUUCUUACACAUCACUUUCGCCGCACCCUUACGUCUUACUUUUUUCCUCGUAUAUCAUAUUUUCAGCCUUUCACUUGUUGAGUCAGUCUCUCGACACUCUUUAUCUUCUGGAUUUCUAUUAUCUCAUAAACUGAGGGACAGCCUUUAUCGACACUUUAUUCUCACAUCAUCGCCACCAUGAAUUCCCUUCUUAUGCUUCUCCCUCGAAACAAACUGGAUAGAUUCGCGGAUUGCACAGUCGACACAUGUCCGAUCUCUACAUCCUAUUAUUUCUAUCGUGUAUCAAUCGGCGCAAAUGCGGCUUUUCUCGCUCUUUUUAGCAUUUCAUUCCUUGGAUUUGUCUUUACAUAUGCAUUCACUCGUCGCGCAACCGCCUUCACAUUCGCUAUGUGCGCCGGUGUUAUACUUGAAGUAAUCGGCUAUGCGGGUCGUAUAAUGAGUUGGGAGAAUCAAUGGAAACAAGAUGGAUUUUUAAUGCAGAUUGUUUGCUUAACAAUCGCACCGGCAUUUAUGGCGGGAGGAAUCUAUUUGUGCUUGAGAAGAAUUGUAUAUGCUUUCGGACCGGAAAAUUCAAGGAUUAGUCCUGAAGCUUAUACCAGAAUUUUCAUUCCAUGUGAUCUUAUGUCACUUCUCCUGCAAGCUGCAGGUGGUGGUUUGGCAUCCGCAGCUUCACACUCAGGCAAAUCCCCAGAUACUGGAGAUAACAUCAUGGUAGCUGGUCUCGCGUUCCAAGUUUUCACGCUAUUCAUUUUCAUGAUCCUCUGCGUCGACUUUGCAUUACGCACACGUUCCCGAUACCGCUCCCUCGGUAACGCCGCAUUCGAUCAAAAUCCCGCUUUCAUAACACUUCGCUCUUCUAAAGGCUUUAAGGGGUUUUUAAUCGCUCUUGCCCUUGCUACGAUUUGUAUCUUCUGGAGAUCUGUAUACAGGGUCGCGGAAUUGGCAGAAGGAUGGACUGGGAAUCUUAUCAAGAAACAAAAUCUAUUCAUCGGAUUUGAAGGGGUUAUGGUUAUUGUGGCUUGCUUCACUCUAAACUUGUUUAACCCUGCCAUUACCUUCAAGGAAGCAAUGACCGGGUUGGGUGGUUUAGGCACGAAGAAGAAGAUGAAGAAGGCAGGAGAAAAGACUAGCGAUGGGGUUAGUGCCAGUAACAGCGAUCUUGAGGCUGUUAAGGUAGCUCCUGUUUAGAUUGUGUGUGCGACUUGACUUAGCAACAGUUUUGGAAAUGUUUUACGAAUAUAAUCUCAUAGCAUUUUACAAGCGUUUAUAGUUUUCUUUUAGAUAUCCUACAUAUAGUCGAAAUAUAUUUAAAUUUAUUGAGUGCUUUUAGUCUCUUGGCAAUGCAUUGGUGGUUCUGCAUGAUCGUGGUCAAGUCGACUGCUUGUCGCGGGCUUGUUUUCCGAUUUGAUGGCGAGGGACUGACAUCCCCUUUUCUGUGCGCUCUUACACUAUCUGAUGCACUGGCUCCAUUUGAAAUGAAUUCGAUUCACUGGAAUCUCUGUCCCUUGAACAUCGGUGAAUGUUCUGACUCGCCUAUUUGCUUCAUCUCUGACACCGUUAUUCACUGUGGUCAAGCAAGCUACUUGUUUGUUAUUUUUUUUGCGGCAAUUAUAGACGUUGCUUUUCUACAGCAAAAUACUACGACAGAAAGUUGAGAACUAUUUCUCAAGGGAUAUAUACAGGCUCGCCUAAACCCGUAUUGAAUCUAUCUCUUAUUGCUGAGAGAAGGUUUCGUGCGAAUCUUCUCACUU
Molecule: messenger RNA, 1921 nt
Organism: Botrytis deweyae
Lineage: Eukaryota; Fungi; Ascomycota; Leotiomycetes; Helotiales; Sclerotiniaceae
Exons: 2
Coding region: 348-1358 (336 amino acids)
Cellular component (GO): fungal-type vacuole; plasma membrane
Source: RefSeq, a predicted model, not a curated record